CACCUCCAUGAAAAUGAAUUUCAUUGGCUGCCAAGAAUUGAUCGAGUUGAAUAAGUAAGACACAUAUUUUUUCUUUUGGAGUUGGUGCCCAAGAUAACUACACAAUGGGCAAGUUUAUGAAGUCAGGCAAAGUCGUGCUUGUACUGGGUGGAAAGUAUGCUGGCAGAAAAGCCAUCAUUGUAAAGAAUUAUGAUGAUGGUACACAAGAUCGUCCCUAUGGUCAUGCUUUGGUAGCUGGUAUUGACAAAUACCCAUUGAAAGUUACUAAGCCUAUGGGUAAAAAGCGUACAAAUAAACGAUCAAAAAUUAAGUCGUUUGUGAAAGUAGUCAAUUAUAACCACCUGAUGCCUACAAGAUACUCCGUAGAUGUUCAAUUGAACAAAUCUCAUGUGAAUAAAGAUAUAUUAAAAGACGGUAGCAAAAGACGUCGUGCUAAGACGGAAAUAAAAGCAAAAUUAGAAGAAAGGUACAAGAGCGGCAAAAACAAAUGGUUUUUCCAGAAGUUACGGUUCUAAUUUGAGAAUAAAAAUAAUUUCCCAAGAAA
This is a messenger RNA of Hydractinia symbiolongicarpus, 544 nucleotides long. Its product is annotated as 60S ribosomal protein L27-like. The record is from RefSeq and is a predicted model, not a curated record. The transcript is spliced from 4 exons. Gene Ontology annotation, biological process: translation. NCBI's taxonomy places the organism in Eukaryota, Metazoa, Cnidaria, Hydrozoa, Anthoathecata, Hydractiniidae. Gene Ontology annotation, cellular component: ribosome; cytosolic large ribosomal subunit. Bases 105 to 515 code for a protein of 136 amino acids. Gene Ontology annotation, molecular function: structural constituent of ribosome.